This is a messenger RNA of Rhizophagus irregularis DAOM 181602=DAOM 197198, 326 nucleotides long. The record is from RefSeq and is a predicted model, not a curated record. Lineage: Eukaryota; Fungi; Glomeromycota; Glomeromycetes; Glomerales; Glomeraceae.
UUUUUUUUUUUGUUGUUCUGCUUGUCUUGUGAAGUUUAUGAUUGAGAAAGGCGAUUAUUCCAUCUUGUAUAAAAAGAAAAAUAAUAUCAAUCAUGCAUCCGUUGAUUCGUUGAAAGAACUGAAUCCCAAGCUCUUAGCUGAAAUUGCUGAACUUAGGGAGCAAAAUGCAAAGCUAAGAGCCAAACUUAAGAGCAUAACCAAGAAAAAGAGCAGAUACUGCUGCUGAGAAUUCUGAGCUCAAGAUUGAGGCAUGAUAUUGAUGAAAUUAAACAAAAAACCUAGUGCGAAGAGGCAAAAGGGUUAUCAGGCAGAGGGAGCGAAAGAAA